AUGUCGGAAGUUGUGACUGAUUUAAAACUUUUAUCAGGUGAUAACCGACUGAGACAGUUGGAAGCAUUAUUUUUAGGAGGUCCAAUACAAGGACAAGGAAAAUGUUUCAGUAUUGAAACCCUUUUAGAUGUUUUGCUUGUACUGUAUGAUGAAUGUAAUAAUUCAUCCUUACGCAGAGAAAAGACUGUAUCUGAUUUUAUAGAAUUUGUAAAACCUGUGGCAUUAUGUGUUAAGUCAUUGCGUUUGACUAGAGAUGAUUUUGAGACCAUCAAAGUAAUCGGCCGUGGAGCUUUUGGAGAAGUGUGCGUUGUGCAUAUGAAAGGAACAGAUAAAGUUUACGCUAUGAAAAUUCUUAAUAAAUGGGAGAUGCUUAAAAGAGCUGAAACAGCAUGUUUUCAAGAAGAAAGAGAUGUUUUGGUAUAUGGUGAUCGUAGAUGGAUAACCAACUUACAUUAUGCUUUUCAAGACGAAACAAACUUGUAUCUUGUCAUGGAUUAUUAUUGUGGAGGAGACUUAUUGACUUUAUUGAGCAAAUUUUUUGAUCGCCUUCCUGAAGAUAUGGCCAGAUUUUAUAUUGCUGAAAUGAUAUUAGCUAUUAAUUCAAUUCAUGAUUUACAUUAUGUUCAUAGAGAUAUUAAACCUGAUAAUGUAUUAUUGGAUGCUAAUGGUCAUAUACGUUUGGCUGAUUUUGGAUCAUGCUUAAAAGUGGGUUCCAACGGUUUUGUUGAAAGUAAUGUUGCUGUUGGUACACCAGAUUAUAUAUCUCCUGAAAUAUUGCAAGCUAUUGAAGACGGACAAGGUUGUUACGGACGAGAAUGUGAUUGGUGGUCAUUGGGAGUGUGUAUGUACGAAAUGAUUUAUGGGGAAACACCAUUUUAUGCUGAAUCUCUCGUACAUACUUAUGCUAAAAUAAUGAAUCACAAGAAUUGCUUUGAUUUCCCAAAUGACCAAGAAGUACAAGUUUCUGAAGAAGCAAAAGAUUUGAUGAAAAAACUUAUUUGUAGUGCUGAACAAAGACUAGGUCAAACUGGCAUAAAUGACUUCAAAGAACAUAAUUGGUUUAUCGGUGUAGAUUGGGACACUAUUAGAGAUAGUGUAGCACCGUAUAUUCCUGAAGUAUCUAGCCCAACUGAUACCAGCCAUUUUGAUGUGGAAGAAAUUGAUAUUAAAACUGAUAUUUUUCCUCCUACUCCUUCAAAUCCUAUAUUUUCUGCUCUACAUUUACCUUUUAUUGGUUUCAGUUUUACUCAAAAUAGUUUUGUAUCAGAUCUUGGAUCUAUUGGAAAGUCUCUUUCAUCGGGAAAAACGACUAAAAGAAUGCGAUCUCAAGAAGGAACAAGUGAAGUAGAAGAUUCAGAAGAUCAAUUAAAAAAAUAUAAAGAAAACAAAAAAACUCACAACGCUUCUUUUGGCGAUGAAAAAGAAUUGGAUAUUAUAAUAAAAAAGUUUCAACAGGAAAAAGAAGAACUCCAAAAGGAAAAACAAGAAACACAAGAGAAAUUAAAAGCUCAAGAAAUAGAAUUAAUGGACGCCAUGGGACAAAAAAACAAUGCAAUGACUGAAUAUGGUCAUGUAACUAAUAAGUUAUCUGAACUUAGGCAACACAAACAAAAACUGUCAAGACUUGUUAGAGACAAAGAGGAAGAAUUAGAAGAAGCCAUGUCCAAAAUAGACAUAUUACGUCAAGAAGUUCGUCGAUCAGAAAAAGUUCGUAGAGAGCUAGAGAGUCGAUUAGAAGAAUCUGUAGCAGAAGUCAUUAAUGAACGUAAACUGCGUGAAAAAAAUGAAGAAAUGUAUCAUCAAUAUAAGCUUGAAAUUGAAAGAUCGAAUCCACCAUCAUUUGCUGGUAAUAAUUUUGAAACUAAUGAAAACGCCAAUCAAAGAGCAAUGCAAGAAAUAAUUAGAUUGAAAGGAGAGAUUGAACGGUUAGAAGUAGAAUAUAAUGAAAAUAUCAGCAAGGAGCAAGCAAAAUAUAAUUUGGAUACAAACAAAUUGAAAGAUCAAAUAUUUGAAAAUGAAGUUAUUCAAAAAUCUUUAGAAAAAGAAAAAAAAGAGAGUAAUGAAAUAAUCCGUACAAUUGAAUUUGAACAUAAAAGAUUGAAAGAUGAAUUACAUGUUAAAAAACAGACUAUUAAUCAAUUGGAAUCUCAAAUAUCAGACAUAAUUCAAUGGAUUAGUGACGAAAAAGAUGCUAGAGGAUAUUUGCAAGUUUUGGCAGCAAAAAUGAAAGAAGAAUUAGAGUAUUUAAAACAGUGUCCAAAUAAUAAUGGUCAAUCAGCUUUAGACAAUAGUUGGAGAAAUAGAAGAAGCCAAAAACUCGAUAAAAUGGAACUUUUAAAUCUUCAAAGUUCAUUGCAGUCAGAAAUUCAAGCUAAGCAAUCGAUAGGGGAAGAGUUAAGCAAGACUCGUUCAGAAUUGAUUGCAAUGCAAAAAGAAUUAAGAGAUUUUCAUCAGAGGUAUGAAUCUUUGGUAUAUAAUAUGAAAGAUAAAGAUGACAUGAUAAAGGAAUUACAAAAUCAGCUAGACGCCAGACAAUCCUUUUUAGGUCAAUCGUCAUGUUCACCGCUAUCCUAUUUAGAUCACUUUUUAAAUGAAUCUGCAACUGGAAAUAGUAAUAAAUCUAAUUUAAAUGAUAGUAUUGAUAGUUAUGACAGAAGUUUUGAUGAUAAUAAAGCACUGUCAAUUAGAAAGUCUAGUUUUUCAGAUUUCAAUAACACAAAUCCAAACAGUUUAAUUUCUGAAAAAGGAAAAUGUCAUCAGUUUAUUGUUCGAACUUUUUCUUCUCCAACCAAAUGUAAUCAUUGCACAUCAUUGAUGGUUGGCCUUGUUCGCCAAGGUGUAAUAUGUGAAGUGUGUGGAUUUGUGUGCCACACAAUUUGCUCAGACAAAGUGCCAUUGCUUUGUCCGGUACCACCUGAUCAAACGAAACGACCAUUAGGAAUAGAUCCCACACGUGGUAUAGGUACUGCUUAUGAAGGUUAUGUCAAAGUGCCAAGAUCUGGUGGUGUUAAAAAAGGAUGGGUGAGACAAUUUGUGGUAGUAUGUGAUUUCAAACUAUUCCUGUAUGACAUUUCACAAGAUCGAAAUGCCUUACCUGCAGUAACUGUAUCUCAAGUGUUAGAUAUGCGUGAUCCGGAAUUUGCUGUUUCUUCAGUUAGAGAAUCUGAUGUUAUUCAUGCGGGGAAAAAAGAUAUCCCUUGUAUCUUUCGUAUAACUACUUCGCUUUUAGACCCACCUGGAGUCAAAAAUCAAACAUUAAUGUUAGCUGACACAGAAAGUGAAAAAAAUAAGUGGAUCGUCGCUCUUAGUGAAUUGCAUAGAAUAUUGAAAAGGAAUAAUUUACCCAAUACGACGAUAUUUAAAGCAAAAGAACUCGUGGAUAAUACAAUUUCAAUAACCAAAAAUGCCAUGGCUAGUGCUAUAAUUGAUCCCGAUCGCUUAGUAAUAGGAACAGAAGAUGGUUUGUACUGUAUAGAUUUGGAUCAAUUAGAAAUCGCAAAAAUUGGAGAAGCAAAGAAAAUUUUUCAAAUAGAUUAUAUACCAGAGGAACAGCUUAUUGUUGUGUUAUCUGGUAAACAAAGGCAAGUUCGUUUAAUCCCUGUGCGUGCUUUAGAUGGAGAUGAUGUUGAAUGGGUGAAAGUAGUUGAAAGUAAAGGUUGUAUCACAUUCUGCACAGGAUUGAUGAAGAAAUAUCCUGGCAUGACAAAUCUUCAGUAUUGUUUAUGUAUAGCUGUAAAACGUCAGAAUACUUCUCAGGUGAUUAUUUAUGAGGUAACUAGGACUAAACUGAGGCAUAGGCGACUCAGAGAAAUAAUGCUACCAUCUCAAGCACAAAGUUUAACUGUAUUUACUGAUGGACGGUUAUGUGUCGGCUACCAUUCUGGCUUCAGUGUAUACCAUAUAACUGGAGAUCAUCAUCCAAUCUCUUUGGUACACCCCGAUAAUCACAUGAUGGGUUUCUUAUCAUACUCUGCAAUGGAUGCUAUAAAAGCAAUUGAACUUCCUAGGGGAGAAUUUCUACUCAUCUUCCAAUCUUUAGGUAUUUUUGUAGAUUCUCAAGGUCGGAAAUCAAGAGACAGAGAAAUCAUGUAUCCUAGUGAUCUUAUUGAUGCUAGUUAUUGUGAUGGUCAUUUAUUGAUAUAUAGUGAAACCCAUAUAAAUAUAUUUAAUGCUGAUAGCGGUGAUUGGAUUCAGACUUUGAACUUAAGAAAUUCCCAUCCUAUUAAUAAUACUGGUUCAUUAACUGUGUGUUAUAUUGAUGAUUUACCAUGUAUAAUAUACUUGUCUAAUGUACACCAAAGAGAACUAAUCAAUAUCAGAUGGAGAGAUAUAUCUGGUAGUAUGUCAAUCCCACGUACCAGAAGAAGGUUUUCAAUGCGUGAAGGCCAAAAAGCAAUUCGAGGACCUGAUCGUAGGUCCAAAAUAAUAUCAGCUCCUACUAAUUUUAACCAUAUAAGUCAUAUGGGACCAGGAGAUGGUAUACAAAUUCAAAGAUUGCUGGAUUUACCAACAACAGUUGAAACAGCAGAUUCUAUGCCUCCAACUAAACCUCUUCAACCAUUUACUUCAACAACCAGUAAGCAUUCAUUUCAAAUUUCAAGAAGUCCGUCGCAGCAACAUUCCACAUUAAGUGGAUCAACUGCAAAAAGAUCAUACAUUAAAAAGAAAACAAUACUCCCACCAAGAACACCAGAAUCUUUUGGUUCUAAUUAUUCACAUCAUCAUUCAGAUACAGAUCUACCACCAAAUAUGUCUCAUUCGUUAAAUCGCAGCAUAUCAUCUUUAAAUGAAUAUAAAGAUCAUCAGAUUGGUAGCUCAAGGCAUUCUGUAGCUUCAAACAACAGUAGUAAUACCAGCACUCCACCGAGUCCAAAUCGUGAGCAUGGAUCAUCUAGUUAUGAUAGUUAA
Messenger RNA from Macrosiphum euphorbiae (potato aphid), 4908 nucleotides. The record is from the annotation of a GenBank genome assembly. Lineage: Eukaryota; Metazoa; Arthropoda; Insecta; Hemiptera; Aphididae.